AUGGGGAAAUUAGGGGUUUAUCUUUAUGCCGUCAGGGCCCUAGGAUUACUCACCUCUUUUUUGCAGAUGAUUGCCUCCUUUUUUGCAGGGCUAAUAGAACUGAGUGUCAUAAAAUUCAGCAACUACUUGACUGUCAAGGAUCUUUUCAUCCCUGGUACUAAAGUAUGGAAUAAGGAGCUUAUUGAGCAAAAUUUCUUACCAUGGGAAGCUGAGCGUAUUCAAAGCAUCCCGGUUAGUCAUUUUCCAUUGGAGGACUUGCUUAUUUGGCCACUCACCACUGAUGGGAAUUAUUCGGAUAAAAGUGCUUACCAGUUGUUAUCUUCGGAAAGUAGAUCUGCUCUGCCUAGUUCAUCUGAAACAGAGGGUUGUAAGCACUUUUGGAAUGGAAUUUUGAAGUUGCAAGAAUUUCGAGACGUUCAGGACAGGCCAUCUCGGACCUCCGUUCAGUGCUUGAGACGGAAAUGGAAGCCGCCGGGUUUAGGAGCUUACAAGCUCAACUUCGACGACGCUAUCUUUGAAGAUUCUUCGAGUGCAGGACUGGGAGUGGUAGUGAGGGAUGCGGAAGGCAUGGUUAUUGCUGCACUGAGACAAAUCAUUCAACUUCCUAGUUCUGUGGACUUGGUCGAAGCCUUAGCUGCUUGGAGAGCUCUUCUUUUUGCCCAGGAGCUUUGUCUUGGUCACGUGGAAGUGGAGGGUGAUUCAUUGAAGAUCAUCACAGCUAUUAAUAAUCCGCAACAAAAUAGGACACAGUGGGGCCAUGUAAUUGAAGAUAUUAAAAAAGCUAGCUCUUGGUUCCCAUCUUGCAGAUUAUGUCAUGUAUAUAGGGGGGGCAAUGGUUUAGCCCACUCCCUUGCUAAAAGAGCAGUUUUAUCUGCUGAUACAGAUGUGUGUUUUGACUACACAUCAAAUGAGAAUGAAACAUACUUCAGCUACUCUGCUGCGGACAUAUAUUCCCCACAGUUAUCGAUAAAUUACUUGGGAGUACUUUCUGAUGAUAAAGGCGCUAUAGUUAAUUGUACUUCUGAUUCCUCUUAUUUAAAUGAAGGAUGUGUGGCCAAAGUGAAUCUUCAAUGCAGGAGCCUUAAUGAGACAUUUUCUCGAGUUUUCGGUUCAUGGCAUGAUGAUGGAUUCAAGUUUAAUGAAGGUGACAACCUGACCCUUAUGGAUUGUAAGACCAAGUGCUUGAACAAUUGUUCUUGCGUUGCCUAUGCAUCUACAAAUGAAGAGAAUCAAACUGGCUGUGAGAUUUGGAGCACAGGGCCUGGAGUUGCUUCAAUAGAUGCUAGUAAGCGACGGACAAUAUACUUCCUUGCAAAAAACGUAGCAAACGGUUAUCAAAAAAAGAAAAACGUAGCAAACAGGCGGCUGAAUAGGUGGUGGAUAUGGCUAAUCAUGGCAGUAGGGGCAAUUAUUAUCUCGUUGUUGUGCCUCUUAGGCAACGCAAAAUGGAAAAAAUGCAGAGUGGAAGGGGAGAGAAAAAAGAAACAAAAAUUGCUCAUACAAGAAAUUGGAGGUAAUGCAAUACCUUCCACAGUACAUGACAAAGUGAAGAAACAAAAUAAAGAUGGACAAGCUAGCCAUGAGUUGCAAAUCUUCAGCUUUGAAAGCAUUUCUGAAGCUACAAAUAAUUUCUCAACUGAAAAUAAAUUAGGAGAGGGUGGCUUUGGACCAGUUUAUAAGGGUAAAUUAUCUGAUGGACCAGAAAUAGCCAUAAAAAGACUUUCAAGAAGUUCUGGGCAGGGAUUAGUAGAGUUCAAGAAUGAAGUGAUUCUUAUUGCCAAGCUCCAACACACUAAUCUUGUUAGGCUUUUAGGGUUUUGCAUUCAAGAAGAAGAAAAACUACUAAUCUAUGAGUACAUUCCCAACAAAAGCUUAGACUUCUUCCUCUUUGAUCCUACUAAAAAGUAUUUAUUAAGUUGGAGGACACGCUUCAACAUAAUUGAAGGCAUUGCUCAAGGACUUGUUUAUCUCCACAAAUAUUCAAGACUAAGAGUAAUUCAUCGGGAUUUAAAAGCAAGCAACAUUUUGCUUGAUGAGGAGAUGAAUCUGAAAAUAUCUGAUUUUGGCAUAGCAAAAAUAUUUGGGUUGAAAGGAUUAGAAGAAAACACAAACAGGGUUGUUGGAACAUAUGGUUAUAUGUCCCCAGAGUAUGCAAUGAAUGGUGUUGUUUCGAUAAAAAUUGAUGUAUUUAGUUUUGGGGUUCUACUAUUAGAAAUCAUGAGUGGCAAGAAAAACAACAGUCGCUAUCACUUUGAGUAUCCGCUCAACCUUAUAGAAUAUGCAUGGCAGUUAUGGAAUAAAGGUAAAAGUUUGGAGCUAAUAGACCCAGCAAUACUAGAGGAAUCACACCCUCCAUUUGAAGCAUUGAGAUGCAUUCACAUUGGUCUCUUAUGCAUACAGGAUCAGGCAAAGGAUAGACCCACCAUGCCAGAUGUUGUUUCUAUGCUUUCAAAUGAAACUCUUAAACUAUCUUCUCCAAAACAACCUGCAUUUUUUACCAACACAAUUGCAGAAGACUUGGGGGUUUCAGAAAUUAAGCCAGAAAACUGUUCCAGAAAUAGUGUCACAAUUUCUAUGAUGGAAGCCAGAUAAAUACUAAAAUGCAAUAGUUAUGUAUGAAUGUGUGGUAUGUACAUGCCCAUGUUUUUUGAGGACAAACGGCAGAAUGUACAUGCCCAAGUUAAUAGGACUGUUCCUAAAUGUAACUAGAUAAACCUGUAUCCAUAAAUGAAACCUAGUUUCAUUUAUCUUUUGUCUUGUUGUAGCAAUUAAAGGAAUUAUCGAUGCUUGUGUGAGUCAACUAAUUUAAUAUUUG
Quercus robur (English oak) is the source of this 2815-nucleotide messenger RNA. RefSeq names its product G-type lectin S-receptor-like serine/threonine-protein kinase At1g67520. Bases 1 to 2592 code for a protein of 863 amino acids. Gene Ontology annotation, molecular function: protein serine/threonine kinase activity; ATP binding; nucleic acid binding. NCBI's taxonomy places the organism in Eukaryota, Viridiplantae, Streptophyta, Magnoliopsida, Fagales, Fagaceae. Gene Ontology annotation, biological process: protein phosphorylation. The transcript has 10 exons. The record is from RefSeq and is a predicted model, not a curated record.